This is a messenger RNA of Cuscuta campestris, 1331 nucleotides long. NCBI's taxonomy places the organism in Eukaryota, Viridiplantae, Streptophyta, Magnoliopsida, Solanales, Convolvulaceae. The record is from the annotation of a GenBank genome assembly.
GCCGUUAAGUUCCCUUCGAAGCGUCACGAUGAUUUUCGGAAAGGCCAAACGGCGUCGUUUGAAAAGCCAACCCCUCCUUAAUCCCCCGACCAGUCUUCGGAAACGAUACGCCUUCAUCAAUCGAAACUCUUCUGCUCUUCGUUCUCCAUUGCAUAUCGUCGUUAUCGUCGUUGGAUACCUUCAAGAACUGCCAUGGAGAACACCGGAGCAAGUUGCGAAUUCCAGUACAAGAGAAGAAUAACUCUCACCCAAGCACGAAGGGAGGAGAUGGAGAAUGAAAACCAGAUUUCUGCUGAGGUAACUCCAUCUGUGGAGGGUGAAUCGUUCCCAGAUGCUUCGGAAAUUGAGGUUCCAGCAUUGGAUUGCACCAUUGAUAUUGAUAAAAUACCUGGAAUGAAGUUAACCCUGAAAUCUUCUUUGGGGGAGUUCCAGAAUCUGAUGAGCGAAGGACUUGGAGAUCAUCCAGAAGUCCUUGAUCUGUUUAGGGAGAACACCACUUUUUCUCAUUUUUUGGAUGUUGAGUGUAUUCCUCCUCCUCUGUUCCUACGGCAACUCAUUGCGAGGGAAGCCAAAAUAAAGAGGAAAGGAGAGAUGUGCUUGGACAUUUGUAAAGGCUUGGACAGGGAAAAGAAGAAAGAAGGCCAGGAGAUGGAUGCUGUGAAAAUGGCAACACUAUUGUUUGUUGUUGUUGUUCUCUUGGGUCCUGCUAAUCGCGACAAGUCUGCAAUUCCAAAUUGGAUUCAGGGCAUGAUUGCACAGUGGACAGCAGUUCUAGGUUUCCCAUGGGGAACCUGGGCAUUUAUGGAGUCCUUGGGGUCAUUAAGGAAAGACCUAACUGCCAAGGCCAAAUCAAUUGGAAGAGGGGCCUCAUCAACCAUGUACUAUACUGGUUUCUUGCUUCCCAUUGGGAAGAAAAAAACCUGGGCUGAGAUCCGACCUAGGGACGGGAAAGACAGGUCGUCGGCAGAGGGAAGGGUUCCGAGAAAGACAACGCCGGAGAUCGUCGGCAGCGGGCGGCUUCUGAUUCCGGCAAAGAGAACGCUGGAGAUGGAGACGAUGGAGGGAGACGGCGAUGCAGAAACUAGGAGAUGUUGUAGAAGGCGCUAGGGGAUGCAGUUAACGGAUGUGAGAAACUUAGUUAUAAUAGAAGACUACUCGGAGUGCUUUGUAGUUAUAAUAGAAAAAAAUUGUGACAUUUAUUCCAUUAGUAAUUUUAAAAAAAUGUCGCGCAUUUACUCUGUAACAAUCAAAAAAAUAAAACGUAGUCCAAAAAUUUAUGUUUUGAGUUCGGGUUGAAUUAUGUUUAGAGUCAUUAAAAUCUUGGGGUUGGG